AUGGAUUUUGCACUACAGCACAAAGGCCAGUUGGCUAUCGUCACAGCAUUGGUCGUCUACUCUGCCGCCAAGAACAAGCUGACACCAGGCGGCAUUGCAGCCGCAAUCGUGACUGCGGGAAUACACAUGGUACAUCCCUGGGGAGUCUUCUUCAACCUACUCGUAGGUUUCUUCGUCGCUGGUACAGUGGGCACAAAGAUCAACCAUACGACAAAGAGAACUCUCACCCAGUCAGCGACUGGAGGUGUAGGUGGUGAGAGCGCUCGCAACUAUGCUCAAGUGCUGGCCAACUCUGGCACUGCGUCACUGCUGAUUCUAUGGCAUUUAUACGCUUCCAAGAAUGGUGGUAACAGCGUGAAGAACGAGUUCAGCCUGACUGAUGCUAUCCCAUUCGGUAUCGCUGCAUCCUACGCCGCCGCUGCAGCCGACACCCUCAGCAGCGAACUUGGUAUUCUCUCGCCAACUUCUCCUGUGCUCAUCACAGCGCCAUGGCGUAGUGUACCUCGUGGUACCAAUGGAGGUGUCACCCUCACUGGUCUCCUCGCUGGCCUUGCAGGCUCCGUCUUCAUCUCCACACUUGCCUACUUCACACUACCCUUUUCUCGCAUGGCAUGGACCGGAGACUCAAAGUUUCUCUUCUGGGUUGCAUUGACAGUUGCGGGUUUCAGCGGCACAUUACUAGAUUCACUACUCGGUGCAUUGGCUCAAGCAACGGUCGAAGACAAGAGCAGUGGAAGAGUCGUUGAGGGAGACAAUGGCAAGAGAGUCAAGGUCACUGCAGGAGGCAGUCGAGUGCAGAGAGGCAUGGACUUGCUCAACAACAACGGUGUCAACUUCGCAAUGGCCGCCACGGUCGCUGCUGUAGGCAUGGGCGUGUGGAACUCGUUGGUUCAGAAGGUGAUUCUGGCUUGA
Aureobasidium namibiae CBS 147.97 is the source of this 912-nucleotide messenger RNA. RefSeq lists its product as uncharacterized. The record is from RefSeq and is a predicted model, not a curated record. Gene Ontology annotation, cellular component: membrane. Bases 1 to 912 code for a protein of 303 amino acids. NCBI's taxonomy places the organism in Eukaryota, Fungi, Ascomycota, Dothideomycetes, Dothideales, Saccotheciaceae. The transcript has 3 exons.